CUACCUGAAUCAUGAAAUAAAUAUUUUGGGUUUAGUGUCCCUUUAAAGGAAAAAAGGAAGGAGACUAGCACCUAUAUUGUUAAAGGUAUAUACACCUAUACAAAGUACCAUAGAGGAAAUAGUGUAUGUGUUAAAACAACUAAUUAUGACUCCUUUCCUAAACCUAAAUAUUAUUGAUAAUUUUAAAGUUAUAUUUUAAUAAAAAUAGGCUGAGAAUAUUUUAGUAAUAGGCUGAGAAUUAUUUAAAUGUAAUCUAAUCUAUUGAAAUUUACAAGGGAGUAUUUAUUAGUACUAGAAUAGGCAAAGUCAAAUAAAGACUAAAAUUGUCUAUAUUGCGCUAAUUGAUAGAAACAACAAUAAUAUUAGAUGAAGGUAUCAAGAUCUCUUCUUAUAUUGAGGCCAUAGGGACUACUGGUGUUUAGUGAAAAGAUCCAGUAGAUUUCUCUUUUAUUUAAUUUGUUUUCCCUGUCCCCUCCUCUUUUCCAGAACGGGACAUGAUCAAUGCCCUGUACAGCUAGUUUAGUUACAUCAGAAUUGUGUUGUUCUCUAAAGUGUUCCAUUGUUGUUGAAGUUGAUCUAAAUUUGGGUCCUUCUGUAAUCAUGUUACAGAAGGACCCAAAUUUAGAUCAACUUCAACAACAAUGGAACAUAAUAUAACAUUUUUCAUCAAUUGCUCCACUACUCAUGUAGUGUACUUACUAACUUGCCUCAUUUGCUGGAAACAGUAUACAGGUAAAACAAAAAGGUCCCUAAAAGACCGGUUUUUACAACACUUGAGAUCUAUAGAAGAUGUGGAUUGUGACACUCCUGUCGCAAGACACUUUAGAGAACAGCACAAUUCUGAUGUAUCUAAACGAUGAUACACCUGUGUGAAGCAUUCCUGAAUGUAUAUUUGUGAGAAAAACUGAGCUAUUGCAUCUGCUGCUAUGGUUUAUGGGUUUACAAGGGACCAUGACAAAGACAGUUGCAGUGAUUGGAGCCGGCGCCAGUGGUUUAGUCGCCAUUAAAUGUUGUCUCGAUGAAGGUCUGGAACCAACAUGCUAUGAAAAGACCGAUGACAUUGGUGGGCUCUGGAGAUACAAGGAUGACCCAGAGGAAGGCCGAGCCAGUAUCUACAGAUCUGUGAUCAUCAAUACCUCUAAGGAAAUGAUGUGUUAUAGCGAUUACCCCAUACCGGAUCAUUUCCCAAACUACAUGCACAACUCCAAAAUUAUGGAUUAUUUCCGCAUGUACGCCAAGGACUUCAACCUCCUGAAAUACAUCCAGUUUAAGACUAGUGUUCUCAGUGUCAAGAGGAGUGCGGAUUUCUCUACCACCGGUCAAUGGAUCGUAACUACUGAAAAAGAGGGAAAGCAAGAGACAAGAAUCUUUAAUGCUGUGCUGAUUUGCAGUGGUCACCAUUCAUUCCCCAACUUACCUCUAGCAUCUUUUCCAGGAAUAGAAAAAUAUAAGGGCCGUUACAUUCAUAGCCGAGACUAUAAGGCGCCUAAUGAUUAUCAAGGGAAAAGAGUCCUUGUAAUCGGGAUUGGGAAUUCAGGUGGAGAUAUUGCCGUGGAGCUGAGCAGAACAGCACAACAGGUUUUCCUUAGCACCAGACGCGGUGCAUGGGUUUUGAAUCGUGUCGCUGACAAUGGAUUGCCAAUAGAUAUUUCAAGAAGGUCUCGCUUCAUUAAUCUGGUUCAGAAGAUGAUUCCUGUCUUCUUGAUGACCUAUAUUGUAGAAAGUUCCUUAAACAAAAGAUUUAAUCACAGCAAUUAUGGUCUGUUGCCAAGGCACAGGUUUUACAGUCAACACCCAACUAUCAACGAUGAACUUCCUAACCGCAUCAUCUCGGGCCAAGUACAGGUCAGACCUAACGUUAAGGAGUUCAGAGAGAGAGAUGUGGUCUUUGAUGAUGGCACAGAGGAGAAAGAUAUUGACGCAGUUGUCUUUGCCACAGGAUACAGCUUUAAUUUUCCCUUCUGUGAAGAACCUGUCAUUAAAGUGCAAAGCAAUAGAGUCUCAUUGUAUAAGUACAUGUUCCCCCCUCAACUCGAGCGCAAUACACUGGCUGUAAUCGGACUCAUCCAACCCCUUGGUGCAAUUAUGCCAAUUUCAGAACUCCAGUGCCGUCUCGCAACUCGAGUCUUCAAGGGUUUGGUCACACUGCCGACCUCAGACGAUAUGACGCGUGACAUCAAAGAGAAGAGGGAGAGGAUGGAAAAGAGAUAUGUUGUAAGCCAGCGCCACACCAUACAAGUAGACUACAUGGAAUAUAUGGAUGAGCUCUCAGAAAUUGUCGGGGUGAAGCCCAGUUUAUCACAACUGUUCUUCACAGACCCCAGGCUUGCAUGGGAGGUGCUGUAUGGCCCCUGCACUCCAUACCAGUAUCGUCUUAUGGGACCAGGCAAGUGGGAUGGAGCCAGAAAAGCUAUAUUAACCCAAUGGAGCCGCAUCAUCAAACCUACAAAGACGCGCGUCCUCGAUAAUCCAACACAGGGAAUCUCAGCAUUUCUGCUGCUAAAAAUCUGUACUGUUUUCAUUGUUUUAGCUGCUGUUUUUCUUCAGUUUUAAGCUGUUUAUAAACUUCUCUACGUACAGGGAUAUUCCAGAGAAAAAUAAUCCUCUGUUUUGUUAGAACAUUUUUUUAAAAAAAAUUUGUUUUUUUUACUUUGUGUUUAACUCAUUAAAAAUAUUCAUAAUCGGAGAUUGGAGACUAUGGGGCGGAUUUACCAAGCUAUCAAUAGGCCCCAAUGCAGCUGUUUCUGUGUGAGCCUUCAGGCUCGCCGGAAACAGCAGUUAAGAAGCAGUGGUCUUAAGACCGCUGAUCCUUAACUGGUCCGCUGCCUCUGAGGCUGCGGACAUCAAUUCGCCCUAUCCUAUACGAUCGGGAUGAUUGACACCCCCUGCUAGCAUCUGAUUGGCCGCGAAUCUGCAGGGGGCGGCAUUGCACAAUCAGUUCACUAGAACUGCUUGUGCAAUGCUAAAUGCCGACAGCGUAUCAAGUCUGCCAGACAUUAAUAAUUCGGCCCCUGUGCAUGUAUACCUGUUUUUGAUUGGCUGACAUGCCAUGGAUACUCAUCUGGAGUGCACAUGCACACAGUUAUGACUAUUUAUGUAACUCCUUUGCUUGGCUGAAAUACACAGUAGAAGAACAGAUUUGAUUUAAAAUAAAAUGCUCUAAUUCAUACAGUAUUUUUAAACUUUUACUAGGAAUGUCCCUGUAACAUAUAUAAAUAGUAGCUAUUUCAAUCAUAUCAAGAUUAAAAAAGAAGCUCUUACAUGUUUUUUUAACAUUUUUUUUAGAUGAGAUAGCGAAAUAGAUACUUAUAUAUAGUAACAAUAUGUAAUUAAACAUAAGAAAUGAGAACUGUUAUAAAUGCUGCCAGUAUAAGAAAUAAAACAAAGUGAUAGAUGAAUUAACACCUUAUAUUAGAAAACAAAUAAACAACAAACAACAAAAACACUUUCAAAGAAAGCAGAGCUCUUGUACCAUAAAUAUGUAAAGAACUGCAAAUUCCAUAGCACUGGUUACAUGAAAAGAAAUAAACAAUGAUAUUGACUUUUGGUAAUUAAAAAUACAGAUUACGGAGCCCAGAGAGGCCAUGGAUUUUUAUUUUUUCUAACGUAUAUUGAGAAAAAAGUUGUUUUGUUGAUAUAACAAGUUAGAAAAAAAUCUAAAUCCAUCUCUGGGCUUUAGUAUACAGAUACAUCAAACAGACAAAACAAAUAUAAGGGUAGGUGUGGGCUGCUCCUAAUAGCUUACAAUCUACAGGUGCUAUGUAACUGUCUUGUGCUGAUUAUAUUUAGUGAUCUGCAAUUAGCAAACUUUCACUAAGGGGCCGAAUUAUCAAGCAACGUAUGGAGCUUGAUGCCCCUGUUUCUGCACGACCGUUCAGGCUCACCAGAAACAGCAGUUAUGAAGCAGAGAUCUAAAAACCGCUGCUCCAUAAUUGGUCCGCCUGCUCUGAGGCCGCGGACAUCAAUCCGCACGAUCCUAUACAAUUGGGCUGAUUGACACCCCUGCUAGCGGCCAUUUGGUCGCGAAUGUGCAGGGGGUGGCAUUGCACAAACAGUUCACAAGAACUGCUGGUGCAAUGAUAAAUGCUGACAGCGUAUGCUGUCGGCAUUUAUAGAUGUGCGGCGGACAUGAUACGCUACAUUGUAUCAUGUCCGCUCGCACAUUAAUAAAUAGGCCCCUAAGUAUCAACUGGUUAAGUAAGAUCUGGUGGUCAUUAAAAUGGAGCCACUACAAAAAUAGCGUACAGGAUCUAGAUCAUAAUUAUACACAAGUAAUUGUUUCAUAAUUAAAAAACUAAAAUGAAUUAGUGUUUUUAGCUAUAUUCUAAUGUUCCUUCCUGUAGCAAUACUGUCUCUCACCUCUUCUCUUAAAGACCAUAAACAGAAAGUGUACUGAUUUUCUUUUAUCUAUAUAUUACACUAUAAGUGCUAUUUUCGUAUGCCUGUAUUGCUUCUGAAACAUACAUGUUUUUACUUGUACUCAUUGUCAUGUAGAUAGAUAUGCAGUGCAUAUGAAUAGAUCAGUCUGAUCACCAUAUGUGAUUAAAAUUACUUGCAAGUGAGUAACAUGAGUUUUCUUUCCUAAGAUAUGGUGAUGAGUCCAUGGAAUCAUCAAUUACUAGUGGGAAUAUCACUCCUGGCCAGCAGGAGGAGGCAAGAAACACUACAGUAAAGCUGCUUUAUAUGUCACUUCCCUUACCCAUAAUCACUAGUCAUUCUCUUUGCCUGCGGUGCAAGGAGGAGGUGAAGUUUUGGGGUCUGAUCUACAAUCAAGAUUUUUUUUUUAUUUUAAAGCAGAGUAGGUUUGCUCUGCUCUUUCUAAAGGGUCUAGCCUUAGCCCAUGUUAGUCUCUUCAGUAGGGCAGUGGUGGCUUUUAAGCAAUUGGGAACUUGUGGGGUACAAUCCUCACUGCGUUUUCCCAAAACAUUUUGCUGCCCUAUUUAGAUGAGUAGGUUUACUCAGUCUUUCUGUAUUUCCAUAGGUCCAUGUGAGGGAUGGCAUCCUCUCAAAACAGGUGAACUGUCCUGCUGCUGGACAGAUGAAUAUCAAGGUAAGUGACAAUUUUAUUUUUCUAUGUAGCAGGGGAAAAUGUGUCACUUAUUCAGCUGAAACACUGCAGGGGGGUGUUUUUUUAUUAUUCCUGUCAGUGUGCAGGUGUUUAUGGCAGUUUUUGCAGGCACUGUUAGUGUGAGGAGUUAUUAUUUUAUUGAUGGCUCAGUGAGUAUCCGUUUUUAGUAACAGAUUAUGUACUUUUUUUUUGGGGGGGGGGGGGUUAUUGUUUGUUUUAAGCCUGUUUUCAAGAAAGUAGGGAGGUUCUGAUUCUUUGAUGUCAGAGGUUUUUUUGGCGCUUUUUUCACUUCCUGUAAGAGUGAGGUGUGCAUAUUUCUGAUGCCUCUGCUGUUUAGAAGGCUUCUUGCUGUUUUUGCUUCUCUGGAAAUCCAGAUUGUAAACAGGAUUGUUUUUUUCCUCAGUUUGCUGCGGGUUGCAGGACAGGUAGGGCACCUCAGUAAAUGAGGUGUAGAGUGUUACCUGGGGUAUGUUUUCUUGAUUUGGUAAAUUUAAAGGGAACAUUUAUUUAAGAAUGUUUUUUUGGUUCUGUUUUAUAUCCUUUGUUAAAAGAUUUUAAAAUAAGUUAGAUUUUUUAUUUGCUUCUUUUUUUUUUGUAUUAUAGAUCAGGAGGCUGUGUAGGAUGUUCCUGUAGCUUAUGUUUUGAUGCCCAGGUGGAACCCAUAAUACCUUUUUGUUCUUCAUGUAUUGAAAGAACUUUCUUAAACCAUCCUUUCCAGUUUGUGGCUCUUCCUUUCGGUCUUGCCACAGCUCCCAGAAUUUUCUCAAAGGUCCUGGGGGCUCUUUUGGCAGUCUGGACGACAUUCUGGUUCAGGCGCUGUCUUUUUAACAAGCAAACUCUCAUACGGAGAUCUUGUUGUCUUUUCUUCGCUCCCAUGGUUGGAAGGUAGUUCUGGGAAAGAGUUCUCUGAUUCCAGCCACAAGAGUAGUGUUUUAGGGACCAUAAUAGACUCCCUACUAAUGAAGAUAUUUCUGACAGAGGUCAGAAAAUCAAAGAUCUUUGAUUCUUGUCCUUCAGUCCUCUCCUCAGCCGUCAGUGGCUCUAUGUAUGGAGGUAAUUGGUCUGAUGGAAGCUUCCAUGGACAUCCUUCAGUUUGCUCGGUUCCAUCUCAGACAUCUGCAGUUAUGCAUGUUAAGGCAAUGGAAUGGGGACUAUGCAGAUUUGUCUCUGCAAAUAUUUCUGGAUCAGGCGACAAGGGACUCUCUUCUGUGGUGGUAGUCUCAGUCUCCCAGGGAACUUGCUUUUGCAGACCUUCCUGGGAGAUUGUGACCACGGUUGCCAACCUUCUAAGUUGGGGAGCAAUUUGGCCAUCAUUGAAGACUCAGGGUUUUUGAACUCGGGAGGAGUCAGUUCUCCCUAUAAACAUUCUAGAACUAAGAGCAUUUUUUUUAUGCUCUACUGGCCUGGCCUCAGUUAGCCUUAGCCCGGUUUAUCAGGUUCCAGUCGGACAACAACAUCAACCAUCAGGGGGGAACUCUGAGUUCCUUGGCCUUGACAGAGGUGGCACAGAUAAUCCAGUGGGUGGAGUCUCACAACUGUUGUCUUUCUGCAAUCCACAUCCCAAAGUGGACAAUUGGGAGGCGGAUUUUCUGAGCCAACAAGCUUUUAAUCACGGGGAGUGGAACUCCAUCCGAAAGUAUUUUCCAGUUAAAUCCUUAAUUGGGGGCAGCCAGAACUGGAUCUCAUGGCUUCUCGGAAGAAUGCCAAGCUUCUCAGGUAAGGCUCAAGGUCAAGGGAUCCACAGGCUUUCUUGAUAGAUGCUCUGGCGGUCCCUUGGAAUUUCAGUCUAGAAUUACAUAUUUCCUCCAUUCGCUCUCCUGCCAUGAGUCAUUGCUCGGAUCAAGCAGGUGAGGGCAUCGGUGAUUCUCAUAGUGCCGGCGUGGCCUCGCAGGAUCUGGUAUGCAGAUCUUGUGGAAACGUCGUCUCUACCUCCGUGGAGACUCCCUCUGAGGAGAGACCUUCUACUUCAGGGUCAUUUUCUUCAUCCAAAUCUCAUUUCUCCGAAGCUGACUGCUUGGAGAUUGAACGCUUGAUUUUAUCUAAGCGUGGGUUUUCAGAGUCUGUCAUUGAGACCAUGAUUCAGGCUUGUAAACCUGUGACAAGAGAUAUUUACUAUAAGAUAUGGCGUAAAUAUCUGUAUUGGUGUGAAUCCAGAGGCUACUCUUGGAGUAGAAUCAGGAUUCCUAGGAUUUUGUCUUUCCUCCAGGAGGGUCUGGAGAAGGGUUUGUCAGCUAGUACUCUGAAAGGUCAGAUUUCUGUGUUGUCUAUUUUGUUGUAUAUGCGUUUAGCAGAUGCGCCAGAUGUGCAAUCUUUUUGUCAGGCCCUGGUUAGGAUCAGGCCUGUGUUUAAGCCUGUUACUCCUCCCUGGAGUCUUAACCUUGUUUGUAGAGUUUUACAGCGGGCUCCAUUUGAACCUAUGCAUUCCUUAGAUAUUAAGAUGUUAUCUUGGAAGGUUUUGUUUCUUGUUGCUAUUUCUUAUGAUCAGAGAGUUUCAGAACUCUCGGCUCUGCAGUUUGAUUCUCCUUAUCUUAUUUUUCAUUCUGAUAAGGUGGUUCUACGUUCUAAAUUAGGUUUCCUACCUAAGGUUGUUAUUAAUCAGUUGAUUGUGGUUCUUUUUUUGUGUCCUAAUCCUUCUUCUCCUAAGGAGCUUGGGUUGCACAACCUAGAUGUUGUGCAUGCAUUGAAGUUCUAUCUUCAGGCGAUUUAGGACUUUCGUCAGUCUUCUACUUUGUUUGUUUGUUUGUUUUUCUGGGAAGCACAAGGGUCAGAAAGCUACGGCUACUUCUCUUUCUCUUUGGCUAAGGAGUAUUAUUCGUUUAGCCUACAUGACUGCUGGACAGCAACCUCCUGAGAGAAUCACUGCUCAUUACAAGAGGGCUGUUUCUUCUUCCUGGGCAUUUUAAGAUGAAGCUUCCGUGGAACAGAUUUGCAAGGCUGCAACUUGGUCCUCUUUGCAUACUUUUUCAAAGUUUUAUAAAUUUUAUACUUUUGACUCAGCUGAGGCUUCUUUUGGGAGAAGGGUUCUUCAGGCAGUGGUGCCUUCUGUUUAGGUUCCUGUCUUGUCCCUCCCUUAUCAUCUGUGUCCUCUAGCUUGGGUAUUGAUUCCCACUAAUAAUUGAUGAUUCCGUGGACUCACCAUAUCUUAGGAAAGAAAACAUAAUUUAUGCUUACCUGAUAAAUUUAUUUCCGGAUAUGGUGAGUCCACGGCCCACCCUUUAUUUAAGACAGUUAUUUUUUUCUAAAACCUCAGGCACCUCUACACUUUUGUGUUAUCUUCUUUUUCCAUUUUUCCUUCGGCCGAAUGACUGGGGAUUAUGGGUAAGGGAAGUGACAUAUAUAGCAGCUUUGCUGUAGUGCUCUUUGCCUCCUCCUGCUGGCCAGGAGUGAUAUUCCCACUAUUAAUUGAUGAUUCUGUGUACUUGCCAUAUCCGGAAAGAAAUUGAUCAUGUAAGCAUAAAUUAUGUUUUUUCUUCUUACUACAAUAAUGGACAACUGAAUAUUCUUAGCUACAAUACAUAAAUAAAAUGCUUGCUUUUGCAGUAUUUUCCUGGAGUAUUUUUUUUUCUAAAGUUUGGCUGCGUUGCUAGGUUACUGACAGAAAAUACCAGCAAGCCAUACAGCUACUAUAUAUAUAUACAUGUUUUUUUCUUAAUGUAUGAGUAAUAAACUGUUACAUUUA
This is a messenger RNA of Bombina bombina (fire-bellied toad), 8747 nucleotides long. Its product is annotated as flavin-containing monooxygenase 5. Gene Ontology annotation, molecular function: N,N-dimethylaniline monooxygenase activity; NADP binding; flavin adenine dinucleotide binding. The record is from RefSeq and is a predicted model, not a curated record. The coding region runs from base 934 to 2553 and encodes 539 amino acids. NCBI's taxonomy places the organism in Eukaryota, Metazoa, Chordata, Amphibia, Anura, Bombinatoridae. The transcript is spliced from 9 exons.